Colossoma macropomum (tambaqui) is the source of this 4226-nucleotide messenger RNA. It is a transcript of the gene ksr1a, whose product is annotated as kinase suppressor of ras 1a. NCBI's taxonomy places the organism in Eukaryota, Metazoa, Chordata, Actinopteri, Characiformes, Serrasalmidae. Gene Ontology annotation, molecular function: protein kinase activity; ATP binding. The record is from RefSeq and is a predicted model, not a curated record. The transcript is spliced from 19 exons. The coding region runs from base 295 to 3249 and encodes 984 amino acids. Gene Ontology annotation, biological process: protein phosphorylation.
GAGAGGGGGGCAGGACAUCGAGAGGAUCGCGCGAGCAGCACGGUCACACUGGACUCUCUGUCUAUUCGUUUAUUUAUCUACUCGUUUUAUUUUUGAUUUUUUUUUUUUUUUGUUCUUUAAUUUAAUUUGUUUGAAGGGGUCCGGUGUUGAAACGUGUAUUGUGCGCGCGCGCGUGUAUCGUGCGAGUAUGUGACCGCGUAUGUGUGCGCGCGCGAGUGCGAGUGCGAGUGUGACGGCUCCGUGCAUGCGCGUUUCGGGUGCGUUCUUCUCUUUUUUUUUCCUCGAUGCUGAGGGAUGCAGUGCGGCUCUGCUGAGCGCGGAGGGACGAUGGUGGUGGAGAGCGAUGAGCAGCGGCCGGACAGGGACGCCGCCGCCGCGGCCACGGCCACCGCCACCGCCACGGCCGCGCUGCACCAGUGCCAGCUCCUCCAGAACAUGAUCGAGAUCUCCAUCUCCAGCCUGCAGGGGCUGCGCACCAAAUGCGCCGCCACCAACGACCUCACCCAGCACGAGAUCCGCACCCUGGAGGUGAAGCUGAUGAAGUACAUCUGUAAGCAGCUGCAGUGUAAGCUGAAAGUGCCGGAGACAGACAGGCCGCAGGCUCUGAACAGCUACCCGCGGCUGGGCGACUGGCUGCGCACCAUCAACCUGAGGCCUGAGCUCAUAGAGGCGGUGCCCGUGAAGUUGUCGUUGGAUGCCUUGCUGCAGAUGCCUGGAGCUCAGGUGCGAGAGACCAUGAGGAGGCUGGGCUCCAGUGCAGAGGAGUGCGCCCGGCUCAGCGCUGCCCUCUCCUGCUUAAAGAGUGCCACUGAAUCCGGAGAGUUUAAAGAGGAUGGGGGUUGCUGGUUCUCAGAGCCCACCAGGCGGGACAGCGGUGGCCUGACCCCAGUUGAUCAGCUUCCCUUGCUGGGUGGGCCUGUGCGCCCGCACAGCCCCUCCCCCCUCGCCCGGCCCCCGGCCACGCCCUCCACUCCCCUGGCCCCCUGUCCCCACCCACGCCACAUUCUCCCCCCCGGCGAGGCCCUCAUCUCUCAUGGUUACGCUGACAGCCUGACGGACCCAAGCCCCUACUACUCAUCCCGGCCGGUUCGUCUCCAUGGCCACACCUCCACCCCGCCCAUCACCCCGCCCUCCAAGAGGAGGCACCGCCUAAAACCGCCAUGCACGCCCCCUCCACCGUCUCGCAAAGUCCUCCACCUGCUGCCCAACAUCACCCUCACCCGCAGCAAGAGCCACGAGAGCCAGCUGGGCAACCGCAUCGAGGACCCACCCACCAGCAAGUGUGGGAAGAAGAACAAGCUGUUUCUGAACGUCCAGAUUAACGGCAACGGCUGCGAAGAUUCACCGUCUCGCUCUCCGCUGCUGUCCGCCCGGACGCCUGGGGCAGCUCCUGCCACCGCCCCCUACACCCUGCCCGGCACGCCCACACUGCUGGAGGAGCACAGCGGCCUGAGGAAUAACAUCACAGUCCAUCGCAGCUCUCCUCAGGCUGUGAGGAGGGACAUUGGCCUGGCUGUCACUCACAGGUUCUCCACCAAGUCCUGGCUAUCACAGACGUGUCAAGUGUGUCAGAAGAACAUGAUCUUCGGAGUGAAGUGCAAACACUGCAGGUUAAAGUGUCACAAUAAAUGUACGAAAGAAGCUCCUUCCUGCAGAAUAUCAUUCCUCCCCAUCACAAAGAUCCGGAGGACGGAGUCUGUGCCGUCGGACAUCAACAACCCCGUGGACCGCCCGGCCGAGGCUCCGCAGUUUGGCACCUUACCAAAGGCAAUAACCAAGAAGGAUCAUCCACCUGUGCUGAAUCAGCUGGACUCCAGCAGUAAUCCCUCCUCCACCACCUCCUCCACCCCCUCCUCUCCCGCCCCCUUCCAGCAGAGCAACCCACCCAGCGCCACCCCACCCCCCAACCCCUCUCCCAAGGGUCACCGCGACAACCGCUUCCACUUUCCAGCUGCCUGCUACUUUCAGCAUAGACAACAGUUUAUCUUCCCUGAUGUGUCCAGUUCUAACACUCUGCACCCAGAAGGCCUACCAGACACAGUUAAUGAGAUUGAAGCAUCAGCAGAAGAGCGGCAUGCUGAGCUGGCUGAGCAUGAAGAUGGAGAAGAGGAAGAGGAGGAUGACGAUGCAGAAGCGGAGGAGGAAGACGACCCGGUCGUAGAGGAGGAAGACGAGGAGGAGGACGAGUGCGAAGAGGAGGAGGAGGGUGAGGAGGAAGAGGAGGAGGAGCUGCACGGCGGCUCCGAGGGCGAGUGUGAAGGGGACGAGCUGGAUGACCUGCCGAGCGCACGCGGCGGUCAGCACUGGAAGGGCCCAAUCUCGCGCAAAGCCAGCCAGACCAGCGUGUACCUGCAGGAAUGGGACAUCCCCUUCGAGCAGCUGGACCUGGGCGAGCUGAUCGGGAAGGGCCGCUGGGGCCGGGUGCACCGGGGCCGCUGGCACGGCGAGGUGGCCAUCCGCCUGCUGGAGAUCGACGGCAACAACCAGGACCACCUCAAGCUCUUCAAGAAGGAGGUGAUGAACUACAGGCAGACGAGGCACGAGAACGUGGUGCUGUUCAUGGGCGCAUGCAUGGCACCGCCGCACCUGGCCAUCAUCACCAGUUUCUGCAAAGGCCGAACAUUGUACUCUGUUGUGAGAGACACAAAGAACACACUGGACAUCAACAAGACGAGACAGAUUGCCCAGGAGAUUGUGAAGGGAAUGGGUUAUUUGCAUGCAAAAGGAAUCGUUCACAAGGACCUGAAAUCUAAGAAUGUCUUUCAUGACACCAACAAAGUGGUGAUUACAGACUUUGGCCUUUUUGGGAUCUCUGGAGUGGUUCAGGAAGGAAGGCGGGAGAACGAGCUAAGGCUUCCUCACGGCUGGAUUUGCUACCUGGCCCCGGAGAUUGUGCGCAAGAUGAGUCCCGGCAACAACGAGGAUCGCCUGCCGUUUUCUAACGCUGCUGAUGUCUAUGCCUUUGGCACUAUUUGGUACGAGCUACAAGCAAGAGACUGGCCCAUCACUAACCAGCCGGUGGAGGCCACUAUCUGGCAAGUGGGCAGCGGAGAGGGCAUCAAGAAGGUGCUAGCAGAGAUCAGCUUGGGCAAAGAGGUCACGGAGAUCCUUUCGGCCUGCUGGUCGUACGACCCGCGCGAUCGGCCCACGUUCACUCAGCUUGCCGACAUGCUGGAGAAGCUGCCCAAGCUCAACCGCAGGCUGUCCCACCCUGGACACUUCUGGAAGUCCGCAGAGUAUGUAUCCUAGAGACAGGACAAAGGCGUUGGGAGGCAUGUUGAACGUCACACAACUGGGCUAAACUCCCAAACUGGAUUCUCCCCUUUUUUGGUCCCCGUUUGGUCCAUGGUUGGUGUAUGAGAAACACACUCUGGACUGGCUGUUAGAUCCUAAACUGAGAAAAUACUACAGUCAUGUAGUGUAUUCUGCGAUAGCGCCAUGUUCAGGUUAAUCUCUAUCAAUGAUACACCGAAAUGGGAAUUCUUGGCCAAAACUGAACCCAAAAAGUGGAAAAAGCUGAUGAUAAGAGUUAAAAUGAUCAUGAACAGAGAGCAGUUCAUCAUCCAAAGCAAUGAAUUCAAUUUCUUAGUUAUACUUGCACUUCAGCUCCGUCAUUUGUGGAUUUUUGUCAUUUCAAAAACUGAGGCUACAGAUGAGGCUCGCAGGGACUUUCUGCUUCUGUUUUUUUGCUGUGUUCUCCGAAUUGAGUACGAUGUCAUCUUUUCAAGUGGUAUCAAACCUGUAGUGGAGAAGUUCUCGGUUGUCACUCCCGCCUUUAUAUUCUGCACGAACAGCGAACAAAUUGCUAGUCUAAUAUCUCUCAAUGUCCUUAAUGUUCUGUUUCACAUAGCUGAUAUUUUCACUGUUGAUCUGCUGCCACUCAAACUGUUUGAAUGCAUCAGCACUGACUGAUACAGGACACCGAAGGAAAGAAACAGUGUAUUUAAUCGCUGUUUCUCAUUUUCAUUGCCUUUAAAAUGAUUUUGUUGUAGGCCUAAUUAAUCUUUGUGUUUUUUCAGUCAGAAUUUUCAUCCUUUGACCAUUUUUGGUGGCUGAAAUUUCGGUGCAUCUCUAAUCUCUGUCAAAUUUGAAGCAUUGCACAAUAUGACAGUUUUGUCCAAUGGAAUGAUUUCAGGUCUGUACACAAAGCCCUGAACUGUGGUCAGUCCUAUUCACCGUAUAAGGAAAUUCAACUCCAUUUAAACAUUUUGAAGAAGCAAAAACUG